Molecule: messenger RNA, 807 nt
Organism: Paramecium pentaurelia
Lineage: Eukaryota; Ciliophora; Oligohymenophorea; Peniculida; Parameciidae
Source: the annotation of a GenBank genome assembly
AUGACAUUAGAAAAGAUCACAAAAAAUAAAAACUAAGUCUGUUAGAUUUUGAAAUUUGUGGAGAUUAUAUUAUCUCUUUUCUCUAACAAAAAGAAUAAAUGCAACUACAAUCAGAUUGAAUAUAAUUCUAGUUUCAAUUUGUCAUUUUAAAUGUUACAAACUUAUUAGGUAAGGAAUAUAAUGAUUUUGAUCGUGAUCAAAUAGGCUACUACUAAUGAUUCAAAUAUAAAAGAAAGCUAAAACUCAUUUUACUCAAAAGUUGGUAAAUCAUGUCAAUCCACUUAAGAAACACUUUAAAAAGAAUAUAUCGUUAACUAUAGUCUGAUGAAAAUCUUAAAUCAAUAAUCACAGGAUAGACUGCUUGAAAAAUAAUUAAACAUUAUAAAAGAUAGUUUUAUUUGAGAAAUUGCUUUAUGGAUAAAUCAUGUAAAUUUAUUAUAAGAAUUAAAAAAUGAAUAUCGAAUUAGAACAUUUUAGUAUGAUACCCUAGUUAUUGAAAUAAAAAUAUAUUUUAGAUUGUAGAGAAAAAGAAAAAUAUUAUAAGAUAUUCUUUAUUCAUUGUUAAAUGAUUUUGAAUUAAAAUAGAAAUAUUCUAUUGAUAUCUAAAUAUAAAACCACUCCGUCAAGGAUUAUUACAAAUAAAAUUAGCAGCUUUCUAAUAAGAAAUUACAUAAUAAUUAUGGACUAAAAUAGAUUAAAUUUAAAAUUAAUAUGAUAAAAUAGUUAACAUAAGAAAAGAAUUCUUUUUCAUAAAGUUAUUUUAAAUAACCUAAAAAUAUUUUCUAUCAAUUAAAGUUGGAUAGUUGA